Molecule: messenger RNA, 1347 nt
Organism: Humulus lupulus (European hop)
Lineage: Eukaryota; Viridiplantae; Streptophyta; Magnoliopsida; Rosales; Cannabaceae
Product: putative UPF0481 protein At3g02645
Exons: 1
Coding region: 1-1347 (448 amino acids)
Source: RefSeq, a predicted model, not a curated record
AUGGCCGUAGAUGGUUUGUUUCUGUUUGAUUUACUUGGCUGUUAUGGAAUCAAGAAAGAAGAUUAUUUAUACGCAAGAUUUUUGAGUCAUGUGAUGGAUUAUUCUGGGAGGAGAUUGGCCCAAGAUAGGACACUGAGAGAAGUUAUGAUGCUUGAGAAUCAAAUUCCUUUCUCUGUGUUGAGGACUAUCUUGUUUAUAGAAUCGUCAAAAUUUGAAAUGGUGAGUGAGGUUUUGCCAAAAGUCUUGGUGGGUUUUUGCCAAUAUGUCUCACCAUUUGAUAUAGUGGCUGAUUACCCAUCUUACAAGACUCUAAACCAUGCCCAUUUGUUGGAUCUUCUUUACCAUUUGAUCAUGCUCAAUGCCUCUCCUGGAAAUAAUCUUAGAGAAGAAAAGAAGGAGCUUCAGUCGUUGAUAGAACUGUUUGAGAAAGUGAAUAAAAUCCAAGCUCCAAAAACUGACAUCAGCAUCAGUACAGAAGAAGAAAAUAAAAACCAAACUCUAUGGGCAAUGCCAGGGGAGUCUGCAUGUGAACUGUUAAUGCCUUCUGUAUCUUCAAUUGCAAUAUCUAGCAAACUUGCCGAACAGAGCUUCGACAUGUUACAAAAUCUAGUGCCACUACCACUUCGAAAGCCUAUUGCACUUGCACAAGGUUUAUGGCAGCUUCCAUGGUCAGAACUUGAGUCGAGUGUAUCUUCUGAUGCAACCAAAGAACUCGUAGAAGACGAAACCUUCAUUCCAAGAGCCUCGAAGCUGCAUAAAGCCGGAGUAAAAUUUGUAUUAGCUCACAUUAAAAGAAUCAAAUUUGACUCAAAAAGCGUCUCCUUUCACCUACCCUCAAUCAAACUAAGUGGAAAUUCAGAGGUUAUUAUCAAGAACUUGGCUGCAUACGAGGCUUUGAGGUAUUCUGAGACAGAACCGUUGGUUCUAACAAAGUAUGUGGAAAUUAUGAGUCAUCUAAUAAGGACGUGUGAAGAUGUUAAAGUGCUCAAGGAUGAUGGGAUUAUAAAAAUGGAUCAGUUCAUCAGUGAGAAACAAGUGGCGAAAGUGCUCAGUGGGAUGACUAAGUCCAUACAGUCAACGAAUACCGAGAGCAUAAACAAAGAUAUUGAAGGCGUGAAGAGUUACUACAAUGGUUUACGGAAGGUAUCAGCUAGGAGAUUCAUCAAAAAGGGGCGGUGGAUUGCCGGGCAAUGGUGCAAAGUCUUGGCUGUUGUGUUGUUGCUAUUGCUGACAGUGUUUCAAGCAUUUUGCUCAGUCUAUGAAUGUAGUCGUCUGUCAUUUGACAGCAGCUACUCUCAGCUAUCGCAGCAAGGCUUGGGAGUAGUUUCCAUGAGGUCUUCUGAGUAG